Molecule: messenger RNA, 1086 nt
Organism: Zophobas morio
Lineage: Eukaryota; Metazoa; Arthropoda; Insecta; Coleoptera; Tenebrionidae
Exons: 4
Coding region: 1-1086 (361 amino acids)
Biological process (GO): proteolysis
Molecular function (GO): aspartic-type endopeptidase activity
Source: RefSeq, a predicted model, not a curated record
AUGUGUCGCGCCAUGCAAGGCCCAAAAAAAACCCUCAAGGCUUUAAAAGUAGCGGCACUUUCUGCAGCCAAGUUAUCACGCCGAUUAUUUGUGGUCGACCGGGACUCAAAAAUACAUUUCCUCGUCGACACCGGGAGUGAUGUAAGCAUACUGCCCGCAAAAUUUAAAGUCAAUAUUUCGCGCCAACCAUCACCGUCUAUCGAGUUAGAAACGGCAAACGGUACACAGCUCAAAACUUAUGGCUACUUGACCCUAAAACUCAACAUAGGACGCAGAAGAAACUUUCAGUGGUUGUUAUUCUUAGUUGGUAACGUGACAGACGCCAUUAUCGGUGCGGACCUGUUAAACCAUUUUGGUUUACAAAUGGAUGUGCGAAACAAAAAACUAAUCGACCCGUUAACAACAUUGCAAGUGAACUGCAGUUUGAAAAACAGUGAAACUUCGGGCAUCUGGUUUCCGGAAGUUUUGAAACCCACUUCACCGCGCGAACCUCGCCAUAAUGUAGUGCACUAUAUUACGACAAAUUGUUCCCCAGUGCACACCAAACUGCAACACCUUGCCCAAGACAAGCUUCAAAUUGCUAAGAAGGAAUUUGAGCACAUGCUGGAGGCCAGAAUAUUCAACCGUCCUCAUCGGAAUGGUCCAGUCCUCUCCACAUGGUUCCGAAAUCUGACACGACUUGGACCAUGCGGAGACUACAGAGGACUGAACGCAGUGACUCUCCCUGACAGGUACCCAAUACCACAUACUCAUGACUUCAGUCACAACUUGCAGGGAAAAACCAUAUUCACCUCAUUGGAUCUUGUGAAAGCUUACUACCAAAUACCUAUACCAAAAACGGCAAUAACAACCCCAUUUGAGGUUUUUAAAUCAGAACAACUCCAUCACAUCAUCCAGGUCCUGCAAAGGCUUAAUGAAUAUAUAGAUUUCCUAGGGUUGCGAAUCUCAGCUCCUUUACCCUCAAAAGUGGAAGCGGUCAAAAAUUUCCCUAUUCCCAACAAGUCGAAACAACUUCAGAGAUUUUUAGGGAUGGUCAACUACUAUAAAAAGAUGCACUCGAAAGAACGCCAACAUACAGCUAAGUGA